AUGUGCGGCCGCUACGCCCUCUCCCUCCGUCCGUCGGUGGUGCGGCAAAGGCUGAACGACCAGAACAUGCCCUCUGACACCGCUCCCUCCGACGACGAUCCCCAGAUCCGCCAAAGCUACAACUUCGCGCCAGGCUAUCACGGCCUGAUCUACCGCGCCGCCACAAACGAUCGCGGAUCCGACGCUACCCCUCUCGACGAGAACAAUACCUCCGCCUCUGAGCAGGACGGAGAGCCCUCCCCCAAGAAAGCCAAACUCUCCCACUCCACCACCUCCGACACCAGCACCACCUCCUCCAGAACCUUCGACCACGAACCCGCCUCUGCACGGGAGACGAGGUACCAGAUCCAGAGCGCAAAAUGGGGCCUCAUACCCUUCUGGACGAAGCGACAGCCCGACUACGGCACACAGAACGGCGGGAUGUGGAAUACGAUGAAGCAGCGCAAGCGAUGCGUCGUCGUGGCGGAAGGGUUCUACGAGUGGUUGAAGAAGAACGGCGGGAAGGAGAAGGUGCCGCAUUUUGUGAAGCGGAAAGAUGGGGGGUUGAUGUGUUUUGCUGGGUUGUGGGAUUGUGUGCGGUAUGAGACGGAUGACGAACAGAAAGACGGAGGAGAGGGCGGGGAGGAUGGGAAAGGCGAGAAGUUGUACACGUAUACGAUUAUCACGACGGACUCGAAUAAGCAGCUGCAAUUCCUGCACGAUCGGAUGCCGGUGAUUCUGGAGCCUGGGUCGGAGGAGAUGAAGCGCUGGUUGGAUCCGGGCAAUGCGGGCUGGAACAAGGACUUGCAGAGUAUGCUGAGACCUUUCAAGGGGGACCUGGAGUGUUAUCCCGUCGAUCGCGCGGUGGGAAAGGUCGGGAACAACAGCCCGAACUUCAUCGUUCCCAUCGACAGCAAGGAGAACCCCAAUAACAUUGCGAAUUUCUUCGGCAAGCAGAAGCAAUCGCCGACAAAGCCCGCCGCGAAAGGUGCUCCCAACAACAAGGAAACACCAAACCACAAAGACGAAACCCGGCCAACCUCAAUCAAAAAGGAAGAUCCGGAGUCCAACGCUCCCCUCCCAAUCCCCAGUUCUCAACCCUGCUCCAAUGAGGACGUCCCUGACGCCACCCUCAUCGCCGCAGCAAACGAAGGCACCGACCGUAACAUCAAGCGCGAAGCCGACGAACUCGGCGACGAAGACCUGCUUGACGCUGAGAAAAGCCCACCGCGCCACAUCUACCAAUCCCCCUCCAAACCAAAAUCAAAGCCCGUUUACAGCCAAAACGGCCUCACGGACAGCCAGGGCGAAGGUCUCGGAGACGAGGACCUGUUGGAAGCGGAGAAGAGUCCACCCUCUCAUGUCUUCAGCUCGCCUUCCAAAGUCAAGGUUAAGAUGGAGGCAGAGGUGAAAGACGAGCCAGUAACGCCUAGUAAACCCCGUCCAACCCGCAGCGCGACGAGUAAUCUACCCAGGACGCCGGCUAGCGCGAAGAGUGCAGGUGGUGGGGAGGGGAAUAAGAAGAUCACUGCUUUCUUUGGGAAAUAG
Molecule: messenger RNA, 1527 nt
Organism: Saxophila tyrrhenica
Lineage: Eukaryota; Fungi; Ascomycota; Dothideomycetes; Mycosphaerellales; Extremaceae
Exons: 2
Coding region: 1-1527 (508 amino acids)
Biological process (GO): DNA damage response
Molecular function (GO): single-stranded DNA binding
Source: RefSeq, a predicted model, not a curated record